AUGCACACAGGCGAUCUGGGUUUUCGCGCCUAUCUGCACACCAUAUCGGAUAAGAUCUCAUCCUGGACGAAGGAACAGGAGGCCUUCUACCAAGCCAAAUUACUUAGCAACGAAAUCAAAAUGGCAACGCAGGUUGGUGGUAUGAGAAAAGGGAGGAAAGUGUUGGGGGACGGUUAUAUUAAUUUGCCCUAUGGGACCGCUUGGUCCGCUGUUUAUUUUUAAGGCCUGAAACAUCACAAUUUUUGACUGAUUAGGUUUGAAAAAGGCUUCUAAUUAUGAGGUUUUUUUAAGACUGCACAAUGUUCAUUCACAUAGCAUCGUACCUGGCCGUUUACCACGGCUCCUCAUGAAAUGAGCAACAUAGUCCGCAUCCAUUGCAAAGUUUUAUGGGCUCUCUAUGAUAUCCGUUCAAUUACAGAAAAAUAUGUGAUUUUCUUUACGCGGAACGCAUGCACCUUGUAGACUGAAAUCACUAAGCUCUAAUGCAAUGAAUGAUCAGUCUCCAAAUUAUUAGGCAAUUAGAAAACUCUUUUAAAACCUAAUUAUACUCCUUCCUUGAGUAUAAAAUAUAAAGGAGACGUGAUUCUUUAUUAAUAGACUGAAAGAAAGAAUAUUUUUGCUCAUGGUUUCUAUAAGAUAUAUUUGGAUUUGCAAGACCAUCGAAAGUCAAUGGGAAAAGUGCAUGUUACUUAAGUAGUCAUUUUUUUACCGAGUACAGUUUCUACAGGGGUUUGAAAAGCAGUGUAUAAAAAGUCUGACGUCCUGCGGAGUCCUAAAUGUGUUAUAAGAUUAUGCCACAAGAUAAUCAGUAUUACAACCGCGCUCAAGUAAUCCUUCCUAAUCGAAAACGUAUUUCAGAAUUUCAGCCAACAUUUCAUGAGAUCUGUUAGUCACUGUAUAUCGGCUGCGAUGGUUAACGCACACGUUUUGCCCGAUGUCAUGGUAACAGUUUGCGAUCUGAGGAGGCCGGGGAGAAGGAGUAGCGAUUGAUGCCGAAACUGGUUCAUCCGAAGAUGGUGCAACAUUUGGCUUGGAAACCGGUCAACCUGAUGGAGUGCUGAAAGUGCUCAGCAGGUUAUUGAGGGAAUGUGAUGGUACCGACUCGGGUUCGGUUGCGGCGCCGUGGUGUCCCCGUCGGAUUUGGUUGUGGUGACGAAACAAUAUGCCAUCGGCAACGUGGACUUUGAAUAACCCAUUGCCACAGUCGUACUAAUCUAGUCUGGAAAACCUGCCCGAUAAUCAAAAACUAAGACGUGUUUUCCGACAUGAAGCUUGUCGCGGAAGACAAACGAAGUCGUCUAUGUGGACUGCACACCGGUAGAAGCGGGUGCCCAUAAUGUUGGACGAAGUUUGCGAUUCGUAAACGCUGUGACAGGAAAAACGCUGCCUGAGGACAUCGGAUUCGGAGUAGUCCUGUAAGAAAAUUUCUUCGUCACUCCUCUGACUGACGUAGACCAGCAUAUUUUGUCAGAGUUUAACGGACACCUCAACCGAUGACACGGUCUCAAAUGUGGGGAUGGUUAGCUCUAUUUGCAUGGGAUAAGUGUAACUGUAGAAAUAUCGCAUUUAGCGUCUACAACUUCCAGACAGGUUCCUUGAAGUAGUUCCGGUGACCAUGUCUGCAUUUGACUCUGUGGGUCGCGACCGAUCUCUACUCAUAGAACAUAGGGUCCCUAAUUUACAUGCUAUGUCGGUGGAAGGUGGAGCGCAGGCUGUGACCACUUAACAGACCACUUUAGGGGCCUACCUUAAUGAAAGAAUUGGACCUCCCGACCACGAGUUGGCCUUCGCCUGAUUUUAAAUCAUCCUCUCGGGCAGAAUAUUAUUACCGACAAAGACAGGGAAGACUGGAAUGGCAAUUUCUGGUUUAUUAUCCGUCGUCAGCUAGUUAUACCCAAUCUCGAAGUGUGGAACACUUGGGGCUGGGACUCGCGACCUCCAACGCCUCUAACCACUGGGCCACGGGCCCGUUGUCCUGUCGGUUGCGAUCUGGAAUGUACAAUGGUAGAGGGACGCUCACGAUCGUUCUUACGGAACUCACUCGUUCCGUUGUGCCUUAGGGGCUCUUUAUCGAAUCCAACAAGCAGCCGUACAGCCGCUUCGGGGUUGGGUAGGACUGACUGACGACGGCUAAUAAGCCAGAAAUGGCCAUUCCGGUCUCCCUCGUCUUUGUCAGUAAUGGCAUUCUGCCUAUAUGACGCGCCGCUGUGCGGCUGUUGAUUAGCCUCGAGAGAGAGAAAGCCCGUAAGGCACAACGGAACGAGUGAGUUCCGUAAGAACGAUCGGUGAGCGCCCUUCUACCAUCCUCUCUGGGUCACUGGUUGGGAUGUCAUCCUGCUCCAAAUAUGCCGCGAGGGUGAAUCUAAUCCGAGUCCAUGCCAACUGCGGCAGUGCUUGAAGCAGCGUGCGGACGCAGGUAAAGUUGUGCAGAAUCGGGCGGUUGCCUUUGAGGUUCGCUGCCGUUUACACUUCCACACUCGCACAACGGUGCAUCUAGCAUAAACACUGAGAGCUGGGCGCUAAGGUCGAUCAUCAUUGGAGGUACUUGACACAGCCAGCUAUGACAAUAACGAAAAAACCUGCAAAUCGAGCCUAACAUUUUGGAUAUUAAUGGGUUAUCACUAAACGGAAAAUGGCCUCCAUGUGAACAGACCUGUCUUCACAUGUCGCACAGCUUAAGCCAUGAGCAGAGCCUGGUCACUGCGAUCUUCAGGCUCGGUCCGAAAUAAAAAGAGGUGGAGGUAGACGAUAGUUGAGUGUUUUAUUCUGUAUAGAAGGAGUUGAGAACCACUUGUUGGCAGGAAGAGCGUACACGUCAGGCGCCGAGUAAUAGUGAGACACACGUCAAAGAGCGGAUUGAACAAAGGAACAUUGGUGUCGGCAUUAAAGUUCAUUGGUCUGUUUGGAUAUUCGUGAUGGUUCGAGAACCAGACUGCUAUUUAUUCGGGAACGUAAGUUUACGCGAAAGACGUAGCACUCCAACAGACACCCGGAGUAGGACUAACUCAUGAAAUGUUGACGGAAAUUUCGAAAUGCGUUUUCGCUUUGAAAAGAUUAUUUAAGCAGAGUCGUAAGACUAAUCAUCCUGCGACAUAAUUCUAUAAUAAUUCAGUUACCUCAGGAUGUCGACUUUCGAACGAACUUCUUUUCCACUGCAUGCAAAAACUAUACUUUGCAAAAAAUGACUACUUAUGUAUCAUAAAUUUUUUCAACGAUUUUUGACGCCCUUAAAAAUUCAGUUGUAUUUCAUAAAAAGCAUGCAUAAAAACAUUCAUUAUUUGCUCAUUUGGUGGAAAAUGACGUCUUCCUCCAAUUUUAUUCAUAAAGGAAGGGUAUAAAUCGAUUUUAAGAAGUUUCAAAUUUUGAGAUUUUUUAUGCCGAGAAAUGGUCGUUAAUAAAACGUCAUGUCUCUGUAUUUGUCAAUGUGGCUUGUAAAGUUAACAAUACGGCUCAAAUCCAUUGCGAAAUUUCAUGAACCCCGUAUAAUCGCCUCUUAGUACCGUAGAGAAAUGAACGGUUUUCCGUACACGGGAAAUAUACGACUUUUAGUUCGAGAACCCUAAAUGCAAGUUUAACGGCAGGUCAAAUUCAAAAUUAUUCGGGAAUUGGAGAAUUUUUUGAAGACCGAAUUCUAUCCUUCUUUCGAAUAUAAGAUUGGAAGAUGUAAUUGUCUACCAAUGACAACAAUUCCCACCGUGCAAAUAAUAGUCUCAUUUGGCACAACCUUCAUGAAAAACCAACCCCGGGAGUUUUUGUAUUGCGACUUUAUCCAUGUAACUAUUUGAUUUACUCCGUACUUUUUCCUUUUUACUUUGUGCGUCUUAAUUUGCGAAUUCCCUAGAUGACAGAUGUGGAUGGGGAACUUACAUGCGUGCUGUGACCCGUCUAGGUAGCUAAGACAUUUUCUGAUUCCCUAUAAAAAUGUACUUACGUCGAAACGCACUAUGUAGGAGGAUGAACAGUUGUUCACAUGUCACUAUCUGGGGUUUCAGGUUCAGCGAAGCGACAGAGACUGAAUCCAAUGACUAUUUUAUACAACAACGCUGCAUACUUUCCUCAUUAAUGAUUUGCAACCACUAAGUCUUUUAAUUAGCACUUUUAUCUGGCAAGAUGGAGCAAUCUGCGCGAAAAUUUAGAAAAAUAUAUCUCCAAACAAACUGACAGACGGAAGUGAAAAAAUUAUCCAGUCAGCGCGUUCGGCUUAUCUGUCCUCAUUGCAUUUUAUUCCAAAGAACUCUGCCAAGACAUUUGUCGACUCCGAAAAACGUAGUUAAUUGAGUGAACUCGCAGCCAUUUCGUUAUAUGUGACCUAAGUAGUAUCAGUGCGUCAUUUACCAAUGGCAGUUGGGCAGCUAGAAAAAUGCAUAAUCGGUGACGGCGGUUACGCUGCAGUGCGACAAUCGAAAGGUAAAUGAUUCUUUUGGUUUUUUCUAAAUGGUUCGUUUUGUCAUACAACUUGAAUUAAGCAACUCGGAAGAUUCCAAACGACUUUGUGAACACCCUAUGUAGUUGUCAACAUCCACUAGCCGGCCAGCUAGCCAGAGCAACGAAAAGGCCAAACGCUAGUAUUUAGAGCAGGCUACAACUGACUUAUAGUAAUCAGGCGAGUAAUAUGUGUUUCGGCCGUCAGAAUUGAUUAGGGGACCAAGCGGCCUCAAACGUCCAACAAUUUCGCCCCAUUUCUUCAUUUUUCACUCAAGAUCCCAUAUAUAAUUUGAAUAGUAAGCCUACUCAUGUAUCUACAGUAGAUGUUUAUUUUUCACCUAUUGCGGUCGGACCGUACAAUAUGUUUUUGCCCACAGGAGACUUAUGAAACGCCAAAAUCUGAAACUUCACAAAAAGGACCGAAUGUUCGAAAGAAGACCAAGGCCAAUGUCAAGGGAAAAACUUCGAUUUCAAAGGGUGAUGCUCGUUCGGAAACGGUUGCUGAAAAGAAGAUGUUCGGCGAAAAUGGCGAGUAUAUCGUUGAGGGAUCGCUGAAGGAUGAACUAAGAAAAAAAGUAAUUCUAAUCAGCCGUAGAGCCCUCUAUUGUGUUGCAUCUAAAGCGCAUACGCGUUCCAAAAUUCCAGCGUUAUUAGCUAAAUGACCGGCAAUUAAUUUUAGAGGUGUGACUGGACACAUUUUCAAUUGCCGUGCAGAAAUCACUUGAUAUCGGUGUCAUCUCGUGGUUCUGUGGCUCCGUCGCUGGAAUUCCAAAUGUCCGGUUUUAUCAGUCUACGGCUAACUGGUGACAACAAAUUAUUAUUCUUCUUGUCUGCAAACUCCAAUCCAUCUGAAAAAAAAUUGAAAAUCCUAAAUGCUCCUAUUAAUAAUCAAGUCAUCCAUGGCUGAGAUCUUGACCGCUUAGAACUCAGAGAGUCGAGGAUUGAUUAACUGUUAGAGGGUAGAAUAAAUAUCAAGGAAUUUCCGGACACUGGAACUAGCUGAUCAACUUCUCUAUUCAGAUCUGCCUUUCUUACCACCAAGAUAUCACAAGCAUUAAAUUGCUGGUCUACUCUCUGUUUUUGGUGAACGACAAUGUUCUUAUUUGUGGCUAUUUCAGGCCUUACAACAGCAACAACAGCUCAAAGCCGAGGCUGAACGCGCUCUAACCAUCACGGAUAAGGCUACGAGAACCAAGUCAGGAAAAGGUAAAACCGAGUCGAAACACGUCCGGUCCCCAGCGAUGCCUAAUGACUCUCCCCCGGCGACCAAGGCGGAUGAAGAGAAAGCAGAUGAACCACAGACUGAACAGUUUUGGCCGGUCUGUUAAAAUCUUUGGUCUUUUUGGACUGCUCCUUAUAACCAGAUUCCCCUGAAACGCUCGCCUCUUCUAUAACACAAUGCGCGUACAUAGCUUGACAUAUCCUUGGGAAUUUGAUCUGGUAGAGGGUUCCAACUUCUGUUCAAAUCUUGUAAUCGCAAACAUGCAAGUCGCUAUUCUUACAAAUGAGGAUAGUCGACAUGAACGCGACCUGUUGUCAGGCAAACUGCUGUGAACCACACCUGCCCAAGUAGGAAAGGAAGGUAGAUUUUUUAAAACAUACGCACAGGGGGUUGAAUAUCAUACCCUCAUCAAAUUUACCAGUGACCGUUCAUGCUUCGUCAGUCAAACGCGUCUACUCCGAAUAUGGACGAGCAGCCUUCUAGCUAGCCAAUACUUCCAAUGUCACAUAUUACCACCCCAAAAAGUCCUUUGAAUUAAGAAAGCGCCACAGGCGAGUAUGACUUGGUAAGUUUCAGAUGCUGUUUGCUCAUGGCUCUCAAUUUUUCUUUUGGGGUCGGGUAGAGAGUUCUCCAGCACCAUGUCUUCGUAGAUUUCACACAACCUGCUGGUUGGGGGUUUAUCUGAUGAGCACUCUUCAAUGUAACCUAACUCACUGGCCGCUGCUAUGCACAAUAUGUGUUAAAGCUUAUUAAAAAUGAGGCAGGCUCCCGAAUGAUGAUUCCAAGUCAAACUUUAGGCUUGGCCGUAAUGUCCAGAGGAUGACAAUUAACCCUGCAUUAACUUAUGCAGAGUGAUGGGCUAUUUCCAGCUACCGAGGACAAUAUCACUUGCAUGGGUACGCAUGCUUAUAUAUCCCAUCAUGAGUUACCAAAAACAAGUUAUUGGCAGCGGUAGGUUGAGUAACCCACCUCAACUAAAUUCAGAUGUCUUAUUAUUGUUUAUGAAAGAGACUUUACACAAGUAUCCUUACAGAAAUAAAUAAGUCAGGCGUACGCGUUCGACAACAUAAACCGUUCAGAGAUAUCGAGGAGACAGAACGUUUGCAUUCUAACAGAGGCAAAGUAAGCCAAAACGCAGUCGGUGGUCCUUGCAGCACGCAUAAUAUCGUGAGUAUCGACAGGGUACAAAAUGGUCUAAAUACCCUUUGGGAAGAAAUAAGUAAGUCACGGCGUAUGAAAUCGAUAACGAAAGGAAAUUUUAGUACAUUUCGGUAAAUAGGCAAUCCAAGUAAGACAAAGAGAUUACUUAGAGGGAGAGCGAGAAAAUCAUGCCGAAUAAUUUGUCACUGAAGAAGUCAUAAUGAAAGAACUCGGUGCAUAUGGUUAAAUCAAAGUGUUAGAUAAAACAAAGGGACUUCAUGUAGCUAUGGAUUAGUAAACAGAACAAGGCCUUCUAAAACAAAUAUAGUAGUUACCUUAACAUGCUAGCCCAGUCGGGUUACAGAACCCAUCCUUACCAAAUUAUUUUCUGUGAGAACAACGGAGGGUUUCAGUUACCGUGUUCACUUGCGGAAAAGCAUUUUUGCAACAAAGUGUUGGUCAGACACACGACUAUUGACCUCCAAGUCCCACCGGUGGCCUCGCGCUAAAUUCCGGGGAAGUUCCUAUUCACAUGCCCUAACUUUAACUCGAACCCUUAAACUAACCCAAACCAUAACCACAACCCUAACCGUAGCACUAGCUCUAACUCGAACUUCCUGGAGUUUGGAAGAAGACCACAUCUAAUAUGAGGGGGUUUAUACACUCAUACUAAACAAAAGUGUUUAACAGUAGGAAUCAGUGGGGUAACUGUAGUCUUGUAAUUUCCGCACUUUAAGCACUUUUAACGGAAGUUGACCGCUUUCCAGUGUCUACAAAUAUGUGAUCUUGUCGACGAAAAUGCACACAGUACAUGACCUAUCUCAUGAAACCUGAUGAUAGGAGUUGAUAUGAGAAUUUUCGAACGUCUUAAACGUUGCGCAUUUUGCUCGCUCGUUCAGCCUCUUCAAGGAAAUGUUCCUUUCUUGUGCAGAAAAUAUGUCCGCAUAAUUUUAUCAAGCAAAAUGUUUACAAAUUUGGGCGAAAAUGGUUAUAGACGUUUGCCUCGAAGUAGGCAGGAACUAGUUAUAAAAUCGUUUGCAGAGAAUUGAUGAGCCCAAGUUUAGGAAGCCGCUCACCAAAAUCACAGCCGAUAUUUUAUAAAUUGUGUCAACCACGGAAUAUUUUGCAGGCCAAAAACUGCUUUCCUUUUAAAUGUAUAAUUUUGAAUGGAAAUGCUGCUUUAGAGGGAUUAAAAGACCUUAAUUUAUUUUUCUUUUUUAACGGAACAGAUAAUCAAUGGAAGUUGUUUAUUGUUUGAUCAGAACUGCCGCAUACGGCCAGAAAUUCUCUAUUGACCAGUCUUCCUUCGAUUGGUUGUGUUUUUGUGCGUGACAAUCUCUAACACUUGCCAUUUUUAAAAAUUAUUUUAAAUGAUGCUCUAUGUAAAAGGGCAAGUUAAGUAUUUAAUUCGACGUUUCAUGCUUUUAGGGUGUACUUUUCAGUUUGCGGACAUAUUGCCGUCUAUAAAGCUAUCCUGUAAUGCAGUUUUUUCAAAUAUUCAUCAUAAGUAGACAGUUUACAUCCUCUUCAAUUUAUUUGUCUUCCGCAGUUUACGGGAUAUGAUCUUACCGAAACUGUGGCCCAUUUUGACUUCCAAGAGACAAGCAUGUUUCCCUGUGAUGGUGGCAGCAUUCGAAUUCAGAAAAUACAUCAACCUCACGGUAGGUUGCUGGAUUUUGUAAGAAUGAGCUAAAGACCUUAGAAAUUGAUUUUUUGCGGGUUAUCGCGGGUGUGGUGGAAAUACUAAUGAGAUUCGGAUUCAAUCGAUUUGCGAACGUUACUUAAUCAUAAAACUGUUUGAUAUCAUCACGGAGAUUCAAAUACAUCAUUUAAGACGUGUGACUGCGCGCAUAUAUCAAAUGAUUUUCGAAAGCGAGUUGAGCAGUUUUGGGCAAGUUAAAUUAACACGUUACGAUUAUAGUAAGGAAAAUCUGAGACAAAAGCAGUCUUAAAUAGGCGCCAGAAAUGCUCUUUUGCGCUCGAUUUAAUCUGCUUAAGACCUGGCAAUACAAGAAGUACAUUCAUUACGUCCUUUAAAUAGUAGCACAUAAUGCGAGGCAUUAGAUACAUGAAUAAUAAAUGUGCUAACUCGCACAUUUAACUUAAAUGAUGGAGUGAAACCCAUCAGUUGAAUUUACGCGCAAAAUGACCUUUUAUAUGAUGACGAAAAAGAACACGUGUGCACCUGAACAGCAGUUCUUCUUUGUGACAAGAACUUAGGACUCGCUUACUCGCACAUUUUUUUAAAGUGUCUUUUAGGAAGGAUGGUUCUUCGGAAGUGGUGUACAAACCAAUAAAAUGUUUUACGACAAAAUCACGUUUCAACGACUUCAAAACGAAGUUGCAUGCGUGAUGAUGAGUUACAGAAAACACGUGUUUGCCAAAUUGACUUUUCAAAACCAAAAUUAUUUUAGGCAGUUGCCUAGUCCUUGCGAAUCCUGUUAUUUUAUUCUAAAUUACUGCUUGUUUCGUUGUACGCUCCGAAAGGUCGCAUUCAAAAGUUUAUCGACAAUUCAAGUCAAAUAAUGCUAAAUCACAGUCAACGCCAAGGCCUUAACCAUAAGACUUCACUACGCCUGGGUGUUUAACUUAUCCUUAACUGAUCAUGCGUUGUUCUUGAAAACUGUUCAAUGCUUUCAUAAUGCAUACAUACGUACCUAGGAGGUUUCACCGGGGAUUUCUGACUUAUCUGUCGACGUCAGCCAGUGAUGGCCUAAUCCCCGACUGCAAAGCCGGAAUGAAAUCCCCCCCCCCGAAUAGGUUGAUAAUUGAGCAGUGUUUUUGCUAACUGGCUCGCGUCAUGUACAUUGAGACCGGGAGCAUUUAGUCACAAGGAAGUGAGGUAUACACAGCUAUCCUAAUUGCAUGACGAACUAUGCACUUUCACUCUACAAUGGAGUUGAGACUCGACGGCCAAUUCAGGGGUCUGCGUUGCGACUGACAACCAAUGGUUGAAAAGUGUUUACCGAAAAAAGACAGUGAUAGUACAACAGAUCAGCUAACGUGCCAGUCUCCGGUACUCCUAGUUUCUGUAGGCUUCAAGACCAGAUCGCAUUUGUGCACCGCUAAUGGGUUCCUUUGAUUGGCUAGUUUAUUAACGACAUCAAGUAUAUAGCCAAAGGCAUUGGUUAGAUAUUCGAGGCUAACAAAUCCCAGUCACUGGUGACCAAUCACACUGAAGAACAAAGUAUGAAGUAUAUAUCGUUAAAUUUGACUCUGAUUGCAGUCGUGAUUGAAUAUGUGAUUGAAUUUGAAAGCGUUGAUAGCCAAAAGACAAACAUAUGUUUAAACCCUAACCUCUAACCCCUACCCAUAACCCCUAAGCCCAAGCUUAGGCCGAGCGCUAACCUUAAUGGUAGCCCGAGGACUGCGUUACGGGAAGUGAGCGAAAACGGGACGGGGUAAAUUAAGCCUACCCAAAUAACAAAAGGAGGUAUUUCGUAAAAGACAAGACUAGAUGGGGCUACAUACUCGAUCUUCACCGCGCACCUUUUUUAGUAUCCCUUAUAAGUUUAUUGGUUUGCCUGUUAGACACAGGUGCUUGUAGUGAUCAAGCCGUUCGGCGCAGCGGGCUUUACAAGUCUAUCGUCAGUAAUUACACGACGUCUCACUACUGUAUAAAUGGCUGGACGAUGCAUUUGUGACGCUAGUGUCAGUGUCUGUCUCAUGGACCAUAUGAGAUCCUUUAAAAUACUGAGGUCGUCGCGACCUCAGCCUUAUGUCGUAACGUCUUGCAAACUUGAUGAAACACAUGCCACUCAAAGUAUCCUCGGGAAGCAACCUCCCGCGGCUCAUGCUGUGCUCUUGUCUAUCCAUCCUACUCCGUGGGAUGCCAGAAAGCGUCCCCAACCUUAACACUAACCUUCAUAACAAUAACCCUUAGCUUACUCAUAACUAUUAUAACCCCCCCCCCCUGAAAUUUAACGCACGGUCACCUGUAAUGCCAGGGGUGGUCUAUAUUCCCGUGCUCUAUUUGCCAGAAAAAUUUCAUUUGGAAUUCCAUUGAAUAUUUGCAAUAAUUCACCAGAAGAACAAACCUGUACUAUGGCAGGUAUCUAGGUAUAUGGUCAUAGUGCGCCAAACGCCGUGGCAUGGAAGGCUUCCGACUGACGUCUCAACGCAGUCCAUGCAGUCUGCCCAGAUGUGUGUGCUUGUGUGAAGUGGCGAACUGAUUGACUUGGAGUCAGGCUGUCACGGCUCCUUCUUAAAAUGACUUCUGACACUCUCACGCAUGUAAGGAGUGUUUAUGUGUGCAUGGUUAGUGCCUCUCAGUCGACUGACUGAUUGACUGGUUAGUCGGUACUUGAAGGGUUAUGGCCCAGGCAGGGCUGUGUCUCAACCUUCUUGGGCUUUAAGGAUAGUAAGCGUCUGUUAGGCCAUAAUUCAGUAAACAAUGUCUCUCGCAGUCUGGCGUGCGCUUGCAGUACUCUGGUAUCUGAUUCCCUACCGGUAGAUGCGGUUGCGCUCCCACUGGGUACACAGGUCCUGAGCGUGGCCGCCCAGUGACUUGUGUCAUCCUCUUCUCUUUCUGACCCUUUUUUAAGCCAAUAUGCUGCUCUAGUGUUUGUUGUGGACCGAGGUGUAUGGUGAUACGCCUAGGUGCAGGUCCGAACGUUCCAGCCGCCUGCACCCUCUCUCGCACCGGGUCUGCUUAACUCUGUCUUGACACCGGGCCCAGGCGAGGGGGGGGAGGAGAGAGUGCGGUAGAUGCUAAGCAAGUCUGCUCCUACCAUAAACCAAUUCAGGCGCAAGUCACAGUGCCUGUUGUCCCCUUGCUGUGAAGCACAAGGUGGGCAGCGUCGGCAAUGACGUUCAAACUGCCAUGUCAAAAGGUGCGGAGCAGUCCAAAAAGAUCAAUCGACCGCUCCCCAAAGGAAACGCUAUUUCCAACAGUGCUGUUCACUAAAUACAAUGGCUUCUUCCAGACUGAGCUGAUUUAGACGUUGUCUCCCGAUUAUAAGGAGGAAUCAUGGAUCGUCUCAAAUAAAGAAAUUCCUUUUGACUAGGAUGCGCUAAAGCAUUUUGGCAAUCGACAAAUAAUGCAAUGUAUUCGACGUACAUUCCACGUGGGCAUGAGGUACAGGUGAGAUGCCAUCUCAUGAAAUGUUAAAGAGUGGUGGGCCAACUCCGAUGCAAGAUGCGAAAGCCCCGGUAACUGGCUGAAAAUGUAAUUUUUACGCCCGCUAGUUCGUUCUCCUCAUGGUUUCGAGACUGUCCUCUCGUUUAAGCUAUGAAUCCUGAGAUUUAACCAGAAACAAGCCCGUACUUGCUGGAAAACUUAUAUACCGAUAGGAUCGUAAAAAUUAAAGACCGAUUAAAGCCUGAGGAGCAGUCUGGAGUAAUCUAUCGCGUCCCGUACCAAAACUGUCCUUGUACCUACAUAGGUCAGACUGGACGCCUGUUCGGAUGCGCAUACACAAACAUAAGCUGGCUGUGCGACGAGGCGACGCAUUAUAACAAGUGGCGGCUCACACCUACGAAAUAAGUCAUGAAUUUAACUUAACAAACAUGAAAAUAUUCGCCCACGCCGGAAACAAAAUCGGCCGAGAAUCGAUUGAAGCCUGAGCCUCGGAUGAGAACUCAGCCAAUCAGUUUAUCGAUCUGGCGUCGGCGUACAGAGCCCUGCGCAGUCACCUCCAGUCUCGUGCCAUCGGGUGAUGAUUGGCUAACAGGCGCUAUAACCGUCGCUUGUUCUGCUGCUGUUAUUAACUCUGACGAGUUCUAAAGCUCAGAGCAACAAACAAAAUAUUCCUGUGCUCGAGCACCCUCCUUCUUCAUUUAUAUACCGAUAUCUACUACAACGAAGUGUUUCAAGGUAUCAAACAGUAAUGCACGUGAAAUAUUCUAUUUAUUUUUGUCGGUUGUGAUUCUGAGUUUUGGCAGACAGUAGCAGUGGUUACGGGUCAUGAUGAAAGCCCGUAAUCUAUAUUUUUAAUUAGAACUCAGGGGUAAGAAGUUUUAGGCAUCCACGAAGAAAUACUCACCAGCUGGCUUUGAGCGCCCCAGGGCCACGUGCCCCUUAACAUUAAUUGGAAAUCGAAGUAGGUUGAUUCAGACGAUGUUUUUAUUUGACCAACUGCAUAUUUGUUACUUUAAAGUCAUCAGUUGUGGACAAAAAGAGAGGUCUUGGCUAAAGAGCGUUGAGAAAAAACAGAUACUUUUUCAACGUAAACAGUCAUAGUCGUUCCCUUCCAAUUAUUAUAAAAAAUUUGCCUAAUAGUAACUUGCUAAACAAAGUAGAGCGGCUGGCUAAUAAAUGUAAACUAAGCGAUUGGGUAGCGGGCUAGUGCAAAUUUUUUGGAAAUUCAGUAAUAUGAUAAUUUUUCUUCUCCUAAAUGAUGUUUCAGCACAUGCUGAUGUCCUCUACCAGGUUAUUUAUAUAGGGCACUAUUGUAAAUGACCUUAUAGGACUCCCCGGUACAUAAAUCAAACACUGGCCAAUAGGUUUUUGGUAGGAAACGGGGAUUGGUACUCCCUAGCGCUAACCUUAACCAUGACCACUCUGGAAUUUGGCACAAGGCCAUCUUAAUGAGAGGAGGAGCAAGUAUUUCUAUGCUCUACCGAGGCAUUUAUAGACGCAUUUUUACCGAGGGACUUGCCUUUCCACAUAAAGGUGGGGAGCUAAUGUCUUUCUAAAUUCCAGCAUUCCCCUUAUCUUUUUUCAUGGAGGAUAUUGCUUUCUCAAAAUCCAGGGGAUACCAGCGUGAAGGUCACCGCAAUAACCGAGGGACACACCUUUGCCUGUCAUCGUCUGCUCCCCAACCCGGCCAGGGUGACCAAACGGUCGCCGGAUGGAGCAGUGGGGACUACCGAAGGCGAAGGCGUCAAGAACGGAGUAGGUUUCUAAUUUAAUGAAUGAGCGAUAAUCGACUUUUUGCUCUAAUGACCCAGCAACUAAUGAUAUUGCCUGGUCUACUGCUGAAGUAAUUUUUUGCGCCCAAAAGGUCAUACAUAGCAAACUAUUUAGCCGGCGUGAAGAGUGAAACCCUUUGAAAGAGUCGAAUUUGCAAAGCAUUUUUCUUAAAACCGGACCAUUUUAACUUAUCUAAAACCUUGUGAAAAAUGAGAACGGAAUGUUUCGGUAGAUGUCAUCAGACAACAUAUCAACCCUCUCAAAAAUAUGAAGUAGUUAUGGAGUUUCACAAACCGCAGGUCGUAUGCUUGAGGAUUUCAAUCGAAAUUCUCCGUGCAGAAUAUUCCGCAAGUUGGGCGAUGAGAGCUCCUAGCGGAACAACUCAGUAGCUACACAGAUCCAUUCUUUCGAUUGCAUAGUCAUGAUUAAGUCAUCGUGAGCCUCUGGUGAAGUUUGCAGAGGGAGAUUCAAAGUCCUGUAUGCAAAUUUCAGUUGUUAGAAUUGAAACAUCGCACUAUCGAUAUAACAAUUCACACGUUCCUCCUGCCUCCUUACGGUGCUUAGUUAGUUCCGCAUUAAAAAUGUUUGUUAUUAUAAACUUAAUAUGUUGCAUCUUUGUAGAACAAAGUGACCGAAUCAGGCGAGAACAGUCACUGCUUUGAGGAGGAAGUAACAUACUUCACAACUUACUUUUCUGCUAAUCUGAGCAAUGGCAUCUGUCUGGCACGGGCUUUUGAGGCUGGCAACACAUCACCGGAAGAGGUCAGAGUAAGUCGUCUCCCCUGAGUCAUUCUUUAACAUAACGGCGGACUUCUGAACAAACCAAUGAGAACUCGAAAGGCAUAGAGUAGAAACGAUCUCACUUGGGUCACCCGCGUAUUGUACGCACCUGAGUGUUUGUGCCCCUAAAAGAAGCCAUGCGGUAGAUGUACUGAACCGACAUAGCGGUUAGAUCGGGAUCAGACAGGCGUUAUCGGGAAUGCGCACACAUAGCAAAUGUCAACAUUGGAUGUAUGGUCACACGUCCAUAUGCAGGCCCACACGGAUCCGAACCGCCCCCAUUUAUUUCUUGCCUUGUAAAACCCAGAUCAGUGUAUUUUGGGUGGAGUUUGGUUCUGGAGCCCUACUCGAAGCAUGCGCAGGGAUGAGAGUGAAGUUGGCGUGUAAACACACCCCCGACACAGUUAUUCGAUGGAUUAAGCUGAUAUGGGGGUUGCAAUAACAACUGGAAGGCCACUGAGGGUACCGCGUGGUUAUUCGCAGUGCAUGGCCACUGUAGUGGAACCGACGGAGUUCCGCACCGUCGGAAGAAUUCCAUUAGUAAGUCUACUUGGCCACCCGCUGGAUUAGAGUAAUGAAGAGGGCGCAAGCAGGGCUCGAACCACACGGAGGGGAGCGUGUGUGAACUGAUAACUGAACUAGCCGAGGUUGACGUAUAAGCACUCUUCCCCCCCGUGGCACAGUUACUCGCUGGAUUAAAAUGGAAAGGAAGAUGCAGAGUUCCGGCGAGCGAGUUGCGGGUGCACGCACAGGCGUCGUACCAGACAUUACACGCAAUCCGGACACCAGAUGACUUAUAGACUCGGACGGCCAAUUGGUGCACGGGAGUCGUUAGAGUCAGGCCGACACUGGAGCAUCCAUCCUUACGGCAUAUCGACAAUUCGACCGUCGUUACCGACGAUGUCCAUCGUGUGCUCCACAGCGAGGUGAGAGCAGGCACGGUACUAUCUGAGAGCCAAAAUAAGUGUCUCCGAUCAUCUACUGUUAAGUAGCACGGCUUCUAGGGCCAAUCAUUUCGUCCCUCAGCAAUCCCCAUGCAAUUUUUAAAGUCAAGGAUUUAAUUCUUCUGAAAACAUUCAACGAAUAUUUAAUAAGGUCUCGUUAAAAACGCAUUUUUUUUCGGUUUGGCCGCGAUAUUUAUGCAGACCCUGUAAUUAGAACCAGUCGACUCUCAUGGAAUAGCGGAGAUAAAUAAAAAUAGUUUUAAAACGCAGUUGUUUUAAUCAACCAACCAUACAUCAGCCUGACACCGACAGGAUAGCUAACUCAGGUGGGUUAUCGAGCUUAACAGUCUACUCGUUGAGCCAUGUCGCUAAAGCGGGCCACGCGAUUAAUGCUCUGGACCAACACGGGGUCUAGAUCGGAAUCCGGCAGGUGUUAUUAGGAGAGCGUACCCAUAACAAAUACCAACACUGGGGUGCGUUGGCAGGCCCAGCUGUCGGUUCACUCCACCUUAGUUGGGAUAUGUGCCUCCCCCCUUCUUAUUCUUGUGGUAUGUAAUACUGGUCAGCGUACGUUGUGAACCAGGGGUGUGGUGGUUUACGCCGUGUCAGUCACCUGCAUCCUCUCCCGUCCCCCAACCUCCUUCACUCUGUCUUGAUAUCGAGCCCAGGUGGGGAGGAGGAUCGAGUGCGGUAGAUGCGGCGCAAGUCUGGUUUUCUUUUAAACUAACUCACGUGCAAGUCGACGACCCUGCUCGCACCCUCCGGAAACGAUGGUCUAACCGUCUACUUGUUAAGUCGCUGGCUUAUGGUCUGUCCGCUACGGCAGAGAGCGGACAAAGUCGGGCGAGGUUGGCGUACUGAACCGAUUUGAGGGGGCAGAAUAAGUAUUUUAAUAUGAUUUAGAGGUGCUCCCUAGAACCCAUGAGGAUUAACUUUGCACGCAUUAUAGUUAUUUAUCAGAAACUAGCUGGACCCCGCCACGCGUUGCUGUGGCUCAGAUGAAUUCAAAAGCUCUGUUCGAUAAUUAACCUGCCUCGCCUGCUUCCGCAACAGUGUCGACGGACGAGUAUGUGACUGCCCCCCUUUGAAUCUUGGACUGAAUAAUGUGGCUAAGAUGGUACACGUGUUUGUUUUUGGCCGCAAAAAGCGCUCGUUCGCUCAAUCAGCCGGGAUUGUUGAAAGCGGUCUGAAUAGUGGUAGACACCGUCUCAACCAAUUCCGCUUUUGAGGACACUAAAUUUCCGAGGCUAAGACGUAGGGAAAUCAUUCUUGUAGUCGGAUCGGCGUGCACAGUUGCAUAUCCAAUUUCCAGCAAUUACUGUGAGAAUACCUCAGUCGGAUCAGCGUGAACCGUUGCAUUCCCGAUUGCCAGCAAUUACUAUGAGAAUACCUCGGUGGCUUUGAAGUCACCGAUUCGCAUUCGUACGGUGCCAAGUUGCCGAAGUCUUCCGCUGAUCGUUUUCGGUAUAAGGAACUUCUGUCGUUACCGGUAACUGUGGUGCAUACGAAUGCCCGAGGAUAUUUCUUAGAGCAUUUUCCGUCUAUCAUACUGGGGGGGAGGGUGGGGGAGGGAGAAUUGGGACUCAGGGCACCGUAAAGUCCAUUUAUCAUAUUCUUCGCCGCGACUUCGGGCAAAUGAGUGUCGACGUCGGCGUCAGGUAAUUCAGCGCAUAUUGCAUCGGCGAUUUCGUUGGAGGUGAUCUUGUUAUACAGUCAGAUCCAGACGUGUUCGUGGGGCAGUCCACUCUUUGGCCAUUCCCCCUAAUACAUCCGGCAGCGCACAGACCCAAACACCUCGUGUUUCACCAUGAAGUUAAUCAGCGAUUUCAGUGUCUUCCUAAGAACACGUGCUGUGGUGUCAUACCCAUUCACCGACGAUAGCCCAGAAAGUAAGAGCUGAUAAAUACCCCCGCCCUAAGCUGGAUUGCAGGUGAAUGUAAUGAGUAGGUCUGGACGCCCCGUACAGACAAACAUAAGCAAUUGCACCUCCAGCGUACCCGAGCACAUGACGUGGACUGUCUGUGUAUGUGGACGACAAAAUCGUUACUCGUAUUACCGUCGUUUACAACUGUAUCAUGCAGAUGAAUACAUUUUUCAGAGCGCAGCUUGGUCUGCAUCAAGCGAAUGAAAAGCAGGCGUUCAGUUUCGACUUUUGCAUACAUAUCAACAAUGUAGUGAUGAAGCAAUUGACGGCAUUUCAAAAGGGGAUUACUUACAUUCUGUCGAAUCAUAAGUCGGUAGGAGUAGUGGUUCAUUGCGCUGCAUUUCGUGUGCGUUACCUCGUCACGUUGAAGUAAUACCCAUCGGCACCAUCCCGUAAAGAAAAUAGAUACUGCGUUGAAAUCGGUCUUGGAUUGCCGAUAUAUAUGCUAUCACCUUACCCUAAGAUCAUUAGUCUUCCAACGGUGGUUUUCGUACCGUCGUUCACAACAACAUCACGCAGCGUGAACGCUGAUCACCGAGUCGUGUUUGACGCUGGUCUGCUGUUCCUUGCUGGCGCCAUUCAGCCACUCUCAGUUUGUUGUAUUCAUCCUGUUAUGAACGGAGCAGACCUGGAGCUGCCGAACGCGGUGACCGUGACCGCAAGCGGGCUUCCGCAAGCCAGGCUGCACGACACUGGGCUGACACUGGGCGACAGCCCCAUUAUGUGAGUUGUGCGUGGGGAGGGGGGGAAGGGGGCUUUGUUAACCGCAUCCAGUCGUCGCGCCCGAGAAUCCCAGCGGAAGCGGCGGCAGCCCAAUUACGUGGGUAGUGUGGGGCAAGUUCAAGUGGAGCCCAAGAGUUGCGUUUUUUUGCUGCAGGGUGGGUGGUUUGCCUACCGGCCCAGAUUGCAUCGGCCCAGAGUGGGUGGAGGGCCUGCUCAAGUGUCUGCAGGGGGUGGGUGGUGGGGUGAGCGCGGCUGUCGGGCGGAGAACGUGUCGGUCAAGUGGCCACAGUCUGGGCACACAUGUGUCCGCGCGGAUGUAGGUCAAGUGGCCGCAGCAGGUGGCGUUGUUAGGCCGGAAAAAGUCCAGUUUUUUGCCCAUCGCAGGCAUACCAUCGGCAUAAUUUCAAAAUUGAACAGACAAAAACCCGGCCCUAUGCGCAGGUCGGGUUGUGUCCAAAUUUCAGCGCAAUCAGUGCAGUACUUUCGGAGAUUAGAUAUAACACAGGAAAAAAACCCUUCCAUUUUUAUAUAUAUAUAUAGAUAUAUAGAUUAUUGCCGACAAGGACAGAGAAGUCCGGUCUAAACAGUCCUGAUUUCUUGCCGUCGUCAGUCAGUCUCCCAUUUGGCCAUGCUUCGUUACUUUUUCGAAUACAACGAAAAGAGCUCCGGCUUUUGUGGCACUCCCACUAAGUUAGGAUCUGAACCGCUCCUCUGUCGGGUUGCUGAAAGCCUGAUUCGUCACCUGCAGACUAGGUGCUUGUGACAUCCAUGAAUAGGCCAUUAAGCUUUGUCAGACAGUGCGCCCUCUCAUGCUCUCGGUCUCCUUGACUCUGUCUUGACGUUAGACCCACGUGGGUGGGGGAGAAGAGUAUGCGGAAGAUGCAGCGUACGUCGCCGUCUGUACUUACAACAUGCUCUGGGGCAUGCGGUGGACAUCGUCGGUAACGACGAUCGAACUGUCAUGACAAGGGCUUCUAGCUCUUGUGGACAUCUGAAUGCACGAUGCCCCUAAUAGUUGAAAUGAUUUCAUCUGCCUCUAAGUCGGAACACCAGACGGCGUUUGGUUUCUCAUUACGAGACAGUUGUGUGGAACCUGAUAAAAGGCGGAAAUAAGGUUUAUUUAUGGUUGGGCUGCACAGCCUGUUAUUCACACAAUGCACAUCUGGCGUUUACUCCUUCAACUAAGCAUACGGAUGUUUCAUACCGAUCAAGAUCAAAAUGACGGUUAGCUGCCCUGAUAAAGAUGUGAUUAAUGUAUCUGUAUACACAUUUAUAAGUUUCACAUCGACCACCUCCAAAGACCACAUGUGGCCGUGAUAAACCUCGACCCUAACGUGUUUUUGCAACGUUGUCAUUACAUGAAGGUACGUUCACCUAUGAAGUCACUAAAGUUGGGCUACUUAGCGUUCGAUAACCAAAGAAUUUGGAGUUAGGUAUGACUGUCUAGUGGCGGUUAAUAAAUCGGAAAUGACCAAUUAAGUCUCCCUGGUUUUUGUCGGCACCUAGUAUAUAUGCGUGUGUGUGUUAAAGGAGGUUGGAGCUCAAAGGUCGGUAUUCCUACCUCUUCAGGAUUCCUCAACAACUGACCUUCAAAAAAAGCUGGAAUCUUCGGGACCCAUAUGCACCCAACAUUUCAAGCUGAACCUCAGCACUCCCGAGGGCUGUCAAAUGCAGUACUUGGCUCUCCGUGAGUAG
Molecule: messenger RNA, 19706 nt
Organism: Spirometra erinaceieuropaei
Lineage: Eukaryota; Metazoa; Platyhelminthes; Cestoda; Diphyllobothriidea; Diphyllobothriidae
Source: the annotation of a GenBank genome assembly